This is a messenger RNA of Paramecium pentaurelia, 630 nucleotides long. NCBI's taxonomy places the organism in Eukaryota, Ciliophora, Oligohymenophorea, Peniculida, Parameciidae. The record is from the annotation of a GenBank genome assembly.
AAUGUGGUAUAAAAACUUUUCAAAACAAAGUUGGAAUCUUAGAGUUUGGAGGUACAUUUUAAUGACUAUUGUAUUAUAGAAAGGCUAACAUAUUAUUCAAUUAAGAUGACAUUGGUAUGUUCAAGACAAAGGGUGUUUUGAGAUGGAAGGAUACUGUAUUCAGAAUGGCUAGAAGUGAAGCAUGUGUAUAGAAUUAUUCAUAUGAAUGAUAGUUAAGAGGAUUCAACUUCUUCUUCUUUGCUGGAAUGAUAGGAUCAUUUAUUUGGGUUAAAUCAAACUAUUAUGAUCCAAAAUAUGUAGCACCAAAAAAAGUAGAAAGUGAGAAGGAAUUAGAGAGAUUAGAUGCAGAAGCUGAUAAAAUAUUAUUUAAGAAUAGAUUAGAGGCAUAUUCAAGACCUCAUAGAAGUUUGGAAGACUUGAUUGCCUUCUUAUCUGGGUAUUGAUAAAUAGAUAAUUUUUCAUAGUUCAAAGACCUUUGAUUAAUUUGCUGAUUUUAUCAGUUAUGAGGAAGCAAUGAAUAAUAGUAUGGAUUAAUAAAAUGGUUUGGAUUCAUGGAUGGAUGAUUAAGAUUAAAGAAUGCUUAAAUAUUAUUAAAGAAGUAUUGGACGCACUCCAAAAUUUGAUUGAUUU